Messenger RNA from Sinocyclocheilus anshuiensis, 670 nucleotides. RefSeq names its product phosphatase and actin regulator 4B-like. NCBI's taxonomy places the organism in Eukaryota, Metazoa, Chordata, Actinopteri, Cypriniformes, Cyprinidae. The annotation marks the transcript as partial. The transcript has 2 exons. The record is from RefSeq and is a predicted model, not a curated record.
UAUCAGGUGAGGCCCAUGGCCACAAGACACCUUAUGUGAAGAAUGGUCACACUCUGCCUGUAGGAGUUGGUGGACGUCUGGGGCUAGAGCAGAUUCACUCGCCCUCUGAAUCCGAAUUUAGAGUCAACCCUGUCUGGCUGCCACAACCCGAUGACCGCAGAGGUCGUGCCCCUUCUGACGGGGAUCAUCGCGGAGCAUUGGGCCCCCGGGCCUCCAAUCAGGAUGAAGGCAGGAGAAGUGGUUGGUCUGUUGGGACAGAGGACUGGAAAUCUAAUCUGGCCUGGCAAGGAGAUGAUAUCCGACAUGGAAGACUGAAUGCUGAAGUGGACAAGAGGCCUGGGCUAAUGAAAGCCCCCUCUGAGGAUGGACGCAGGACUCGCCCCGAAUCGGACUGGAAGCCAACGCUUCCUCGCCACUCGUCUGUCGAAGAGGGAAGGGGAAGACGAGGUUUGUGGGAUCAAUUCUAAUCAUUUUUCUUUAGUUCCCUUUCUACCUUCCUCUUCUUUGUUCUCCACACUUCCACCAUCACUUCCUCACCUUCUGUUGGGCCAACUGGAGUGAGACGAGUGUCUGUGUUCCCAUGGGUUCUGCUCCAGCUAAGGUUCUUAUUUAGGAGCUGAGCACAGCUAAGCUGAAUUCUCCUGUUCUUUCCUAAUUAAUAAACCACAGU